Molecule: messenger RNA, 1253 nt
Organism: Bufo gargarizans (Asiatic toad)
Lineage: Eukaryota; Metazoa; Chordata; Amphibia; Anura; Bufonidae
Product: keratin, type I cytoskeletal 19-like
Exons: 7
Coding region: 36-1175 (379 amino acids)
Molecular function (GO): structural molecule activity
Source: RefSeq, a predicted model, not a curated record
GAAGAGCUGAGGGUCUACUGUGAUCGGUCUGCACAAUGUACAACCAAGUUUCUUUCAAGAAGGUGACCUCUGUCAAAACUGGCAGUAUCAGUGAUGGAGCUUACCACAGGGUAUCAGGAGGCAGCUAUGCCUCCAGUGUCUAUGCUGGGGCAGGAGGACUGGGCACCCAAAUUUCGAAAAAUGUCACAGGAAGAUAUGUACAAUAUGGAAGUAUUCAAAUCAUGGGGAAUGAAAAGGAGACCAUGCAGAACCUGAAUGACCGUUUGGCCAGCUAUAUAAACCAAGUGCGCUCCUUGGAGAAGGCUAAUGCCAAGCUAGAUGGACAAAUUAGGGAGUGGUACAGCAAGAACAGCGGAAGCUCGGAAAGAGAUUACAAGCAUUACUUUGAAACUAUUGAGGAACUAAGAAAACAGAUCCAAGAUGCCACCACAGAAAAUGCUAGUAUUUUCCUUCAAAUUGAUAAUGCACGGUUGGCAGGAGAUGACUUCAAAACAAAGUUUGAAAAUGAACAAGCAAUCCGCCUGUCUGGGGAGAAAGACUUAUUUGAAUUACGCAAGGUGGUUGAUCAGCUUACCAUUACCAAGGCUGAGCUAGAAAUGCAAAUCGAGGGUCUGAAGGAGGAACUUAUCUUCCUUACGAAGAACCACAAGGAGGAAAUGGAUGAGUUUCUUAAGAAAACAACAGGCGCUGUCAACGUGGAGCUAGAUGUAGCAUCACCUGUGGAUCUCGGUAAAAUCAUGGAAGAGAUGAGGGCACAAUAUGAGCAGUUGGUUGAAAAACAGAGAUUGGAGGCUGAAAAUGUGUUUGAGAAAAAGGUGGAGCAGUGGAAUAUGGAGAUCCAAAUAAACACUAGUGAUUUAGAGAAGUUUAAGCAAGAACUGAAGGAAUACAGACAAAAGGUGCAAGAACUGGAGAUGGAAUCCGAGGCUGAACUCAAUAAGAAAAAUAUAGCAGUUGCCAUGUUGGAGAAUAUUGAUGCCCAAAAUUCAAUGCAGCUAACAGAAGUUCAAGAAAAUAUUAAUAACAUAGAAACGCUACUUCAGAAAUCACGUCGAGAUGUUGGCCACCAGGUCUCCGAAUUUACUCUUCUUUUGAGCUUAAAGAACAGACUAGAGGCUGAGAUUGCAACCUAUCGUAGUCUCCUGGAUGGAGCAACAAGCUCAAUAACCAAAUGAAGAUGCCCUGAAAGGUUAAUGGAAGAAACACAAAACCCACUGAGCGUAUGUCAAUAAAGCUAUACAGCAGUGCCCGGG